UGUAUUGCUGGUGGAAGCCUGAACUUGAAUUCCGGAAUCGGUGCUUUAAGAUUAAAAUGGCUGUUCAAGGUAACCACUAAAGAUGGCAGAAGCUCACCAAGCUGUGGCCUUUCAGUUCACUGUCACUCCAGAUGGGAUCGACCUACGGCUGAGCCAUGAAGCCCUGAAGCAAAUCUAUCUUUCUGGACUUCAUUCCUGGAAAAAGAAGUUCAUCAGAUUCAAGAAUGGCAUCAUCACCGGCGUGUACCCGGCGAGCCCCUCUAGUUGGCUUAUCGUGGUGGUGGGCGUGAUGUCGACCAUGUACGCCAAGAUCGACCCCUCUUUAGGAAUAAUUGCAAAAAUCAACCAGACCCUUGACACGACCGGCUACAUGUCCAGCCAGACCAAGAACGUGGUCAGCGGCAUCCUGUUUGGCACGGGCCUCUGGGUGGCGCUCAUCAUCAGCAUGCGCUACUCCCUAAAGGUGCUCCUCUCCUACCACGGCUGGAUGUUCACCGAGCAUGGCAAGAUGAGCCGUGCCACCAAAAUCUGGAUGGGAAUGGUCAAGAUCUUUUCCGGCCGAAAACCCAUGUUGUACAGCUUCCAGACAUCUCUGCCUCGCCUGCCUGUCCCAGCCGUCAAAGACACCGUAGACAGGUACCUAGACUCGGUGAAGCCUCUCAUGCAGGAAGGAGACUUCAAACGGAUGACAGCACUUGCGCAAGACUUUGCUGUCAAUCUUGGACCAAAAUUGCAGUGGUAUUUGAAGUUAAAAUCCUGGUGGGCUACAAAUUAUGUGAGUGACUGGUGGGAGGAAUACAUCUACCUCCGAGGACGAGGGCCGCUGAUGGUGAACAGCAACUACUACGCAAUGGAUUUGCUGUAUAUCAUACCGACUCACAUUCAGGCAGCAAGAGCAGGCAACGCUAUUCAUGCCAUCCUACUUUACAGACGCAAACUGGACCGGGAGGAAAUCAAACCAAUUCGUCUUUUGGGAUCCACCAUUCCACUUUGUUCUGCUCAGUGGGAGCGAAUGUUUAAUACUUCUCGGAUCCCUGGAGAAGAAACAGACACCAUCCAGCACAUCAAGGACAGCAAGCACAUCGUCGUGUACCACAGGGGGCGCUACUUCAAGAUCUGGCUCUACCAUGAUGGGCGGCUAUUGAAGCCCCGAGAAAUCGAGCAGCAGGUGCAGAGGAUACUGGACGACCCGUCGGAACCGCAGGCUGGGGAAGCAAAGCUGGCGGCCCUCACUGCAGGAGAUAGAGUACCCUGGGCCAAGUGUCGCCAGACCUAUUUCAGUCGUGGGAAAAAUAAGCAGUCCCUCGAUGCCGUUGAAAAAGCAGCCUUCUUCGUGACAUUAGAUGAAACCGAACAAGGAUAUAAAAAGGAAGACCCACAUACCUCGAUGGACAGCUACGCCAAGUCUCUGCUGCACGGCAGAUGUUUUGACAGGUGGUUUGACAAGUCCUUCACAUUUAUUGUCUUCAAAAAUGGUAAGAUGGGCAUGAACGCAGAGCACUCCUGGGCAGACGCACCUAUUAUUGGCCAUCUUUGGGAGUACGUCAUGGCCACAGACAGCUUUCAGCUGGGCUACAUGGAAGAUGGACACUGUAAAGGGGACACCAACCCAAACAUCCCGUACCCCACGAGGUUGCAGUGGGACAUCCCAGAGGAAUGUCAGGAGGUCAUAGAGACGUCCCUGAGCAGUGCAAACCUUCUGGCAGACGAUGUGCUCUUUCCCAUUCGAUGCCUUCGGUAAAGGAGUAAUCAAGAAGUGCCGGACAAGCCCAGACGCUUUUGUCCAGCUCGCCCUCCAGCUGGCUCAUUACAAGGACAUGGGCAAAUUUUGCCUCACAUAUGAGGCCUCCAUGACGCGGCUCUUCCGGGAGGGGAGGACAGAGACCGUGCGCUCCUGUACCACAGAGUCCUGCAACUUCGUACUGGCCAUGGUGGACCCCGCCCAGACGGUGGAACAAAGACUCAAGUUAUUCAAGAUGGCAUCCGAGAAGCACCAGCUUCUGUACCGCCUUGCCAUGACUGGCUCUGGGAUCGAUCGCCACUUGUUCUGCCUUUACGUGGUGUCUAAAUAUCUCGCCGUCGAUUCUCCUUUCCUUAAGGAGGUUUUGUCUGAGCCUUGGAGAUUAUCAACCAGCCAAACCCCUCAACAACAGGUGGAGCUGUUUAACUUGGACAAGAACCCAGAAUAUGUGUCCAGUGGAGGGGGCUUUGGACCGGUUGCUGAUGAUGGCUAUGGUGUGUCAUACAUUCUUGUGGGAGAGGACCUCAUCAAUUUCCAUAUUUCUUCCAAGUUCUCUUGCCCUGAGACAGAUUCUCAUCGCUUUGGAAAGCACCUGAGGCAAGCGAUGACUGACAUCAUCACUUUGUUUGGGCUCAGUUCUAAUUCCAAAAAGUAAUUCCAUUAGCGCUGCUGUGAAGGAAAAGGAACUCUUCUGAUACCAACCAAAUGAAAAAUAGGUAUUAAUCCUGAUUGUAGGUCAGGAUGAAAAAAUUUCUCUUAAAAAGACUCAUGUAAGUUUUCCUUCCAUAAAGGGUUUGGUGUUUUUAUGUUCCUAGAACAGUACAUGUGAAGUAUAACCCCAUUGCUUCCAGGAAGGUCUUCACUUUGGGACAUUUGAUACAACCCCCCUAAAGUCUUUGCAUCAGCUUGUAUUUAUUAAGGGAUUCAAAUACUCUUGACUCGGUCGAGGAAAUCAGUGGGGUUGUGACUUCACACACAUUGAAAAUGGAAAUGGCACUUUCUCAGUGGUGACCGAAUACCUGGUACUUAAAGGGCAUUUAACUUCAUCAGAGCACUAUAAACAUUUGUUUUGUUCAAAGUGUCCACGUUGGUAGUGUUAACAGUUACAGCUAACACACAUGUAACACACUAACAGAAAAUGCUGGGCUUUGGAAGCAGGUGUUUGUCACUGUGGGUAAUGAUUCUGUCGUUGCCGGAUUUGGUCGUCAGGGUUUGCCUCUCUGUGUUUGAAGCAGGUAUAGCACCACGUCUUUAUUUUCCUGACCUUGCAUAUCUUCAAGACCCAGUGCCUUAAAAUGGAAAGGCCCUAAAUGUAAAGAGGGACCAUGUGAAAGGUUUAUUUUGUGGAGUCUGUGGGUGGGUUUGUGAGAAUAUUGCUCCCUUCGCAAUUUACUGAGUAUGGCUGACCCUAAAUAAACAUUUGCUGCAGUUUUCCCCUACCCCUAGAAAGACUAGUUCCUUUAUGAGGGCUGCUUGUUAGAUUCCUUCAUUGGACUGCCUUCCUGUCAUCGUUCAGCAACAAACAAAAUAACAGGCAUGUUUCAGAAAAAGGGAAAAAAGAGUUAUGAUGGUCUAAUAUGAUGUGUCCUGAGAAUCCACUAAAAAAUAAAAUGUAGAAUGUGCCUCAGAAUUACUGCUUGCCCAAACCAACAGUAAGGAGAGCAUGACAUUGACCUCUGGGAAAGGAACAGAACUUGAGAAAAGGUCAGACAGCCACUCAAUGGUCAGGAGCGUGCAGCUCCAGGACACCAUUGGGAUUACUUUCUAAUCCUUCCCAGUAAGAGAGAAGACCUGUCUUCGUUUCCAAAAGAGCUGGAGGUCGAUGGAAACAGAAUGCCAGGUAAUCUGGGUGACAGACCCAAGUGUCCCAAGUUACAGGUGCUAGGUUAAUACAGCCUAUCUUUCAGAUAGGAGUGCCUUUUUUGAAAGUGUCUGACUGACCACAAAGCAAUUAUGCACUGAGUCAGCUUCAGUAUUUAAUGUAAAAGUAAAGCAUCAUGGAAUGAAAUUCCUCCUUCCUCUGGGCUGUCAUUAUAAGCUUAACUGUCUGUUUUUUAAAGCAUAUAUUUAUUUUUCUGACCACUUUGUUGCAGUUGGGCCAGCCUCUUUCAAAGUUCUGCACUCCGAUAGUACAAAACCGAGGGGUAGGCUACUGGAAUAAAUGAAAGAUGCUUACUGAAGAGCAUGAGCAUGUUUUAUUUAUGUAUAUUUUGUAGUGUAAAAAAAUCCCACCUCGAUGGGCCAAAGAUUUCUUUUUUUCUCUUUAAAUCAAGAAGAAAUGAAAACAAAAGACAAAAAAAAAAAAAAAACCUUUUUCAACCAAAAACAGCAGUCAUAAAACCCCUGAUCAUCUGUGGUUUACAGCCUAGCAGGUUUGGAGGGUGACAGCCCUCUGUUUAGGGCAAGUGAAGCUUCUAAUCAAAAACUAGCAACCGACAUCGGUUUGUGUCAGAGCCACCUAAAUCAUGCACCGUUGACCACUGACCCAUCUGUAUUCCCGUAGCGUUCCCACGUGGACUCCAGUAUACAUGUUAGUGCUUCACCAUAUUUGGGUUUAUCUCUCAGGUUUUAAAUGUUUCAGACACAAUCGUUGCUAAUCACUGCAGUUAUCAAUGCAAUUUUAUAUUCCUUAAAAGGAGGAAGAGUGGGUUUUUAUUGUACAUGUUGAAAGGGGGAGGUAAAAGUAUUAUGUAUUUUAUUUAAUUUGGAACAAACCGUAUUUGUUAACGCAGCCAUGGUUGGAAUUUGUUCUCUUGGACUGUCCAUUGCUUGUAAAUAUAAUAUGCUCUUUGGAUGUAAAUCUUAGAGAUGCACAGUGUGAAUGUAGGUUAUCUUAAUAAAACAUUAAUCCUAGUCUACUAUAA
Molecule: messenger RNA, 4605 nt
Organism: Tupaia belangeri chinensis (Chinese tree shrew)
Lineage: Eukaryota; Metazoa; Chordata; Mammalia; Scandentia; Tupaiidae
Gene: CPT1A
Product: carnitine palmitoyltransferase 1A
Biological process (GO): fatty acid metabolic process; carnitine metabolic process
Cellular component (GO): mitochondrion
Molecular function (GO): carnitine O-palmitoyltransferase activity
Source: RefSeq, a predicted model, not a curated record